UCUUGUGGGCCAGCCGCUGAACAUGAUUCCAGAGCCCGACGUCAUGCACUUGAAGAUGAAUCAGCUCGAUCGUUGGCAGAAGAUGCGGCGCUACUCCACCGAGUUUUGGAACCGCUGGCGUGACGAAUACAUCGCGACGUUGCAGCCGAGAGGAAAGUGGCGCGCAAGUGAGGAGAACAUCAAGCUGGGGCAACUGGUCCUGGUCAAGAAUGACAACGCUCCAUCAUCCGCCUGGGAGCUGGCCCGUGUCGUAGCAGUUCAUCCGGAUCGAGCAGGACUGGUUCGGAACGUGACGCUGCGUCGUGGGAAGCACGAGUACCAACGCUCGGUGCAGAAGAUCUGUCCGCUUCCGAAUUGAGACGCUGUCUCAAGGCGGGGAGGAUGUUUGCAGAAGAAAAGUGACUUUUUAUUUCUUUUUUCUUUUUCUGCGAUAUGAUGAGUUCUACGUUAUGGAGUACAUUCGAAAAGGACUCGUGAAUAAACCAGCUAUGCAGGAUGAGCCGGCGAGGCACUGAACCAUCCGUUUACGACACUUGCUCAUCUGGUAGAUUACGCGGAUUGUCACAGCGUGAAGGCGUUGAUGGAGGAUUGCUUUCGAAAGGACUCAAGGGUUGACACGUACAACCAACGCGGCCCCAGAACGGGGGUCGGCAGGUAGCGAUCUUGGCAUCGUGGAUACGGCAGACCGGGUCGCACACAUUUGGUCGUUUUUUCGCCACGACAAAAAGGAAAACAAUCAGCUAUCGCCGGUCAAGAAGCGCGUCAAGGAGAACACUCCAUCGCACCAGCAGCAACACUACAACCAGCAACAGCAACAGGGACGAGGGGCACAUAUUUGCCAACUGUACCACGCCAGCGGUCAUUACGAUAGCGAGGACGAGGCGCCAGACGUGAAGUCGUUCAAGCAGCAAGUGGCAACGAGUGUGGAAUGUCCUCGACGAACCAGUGUCGGUGGGAGGUUCCGCCAAAUCACUGACUUCCGAAAGCAGUUCGUAUCAACUUUUGCAGUAUCAGCGCAGUUGGCAGCAGCAACAGCAACAUCCGCAACAGGACCACACCAGCGUGAUUAACAGUGGAAGUCAUAUUUGCGGUACGAGAAGUGGCAGCAGUAGUAGCAGUAGUCCCGGAAGGAAGAUGAAGAGCACGACGGUGGCGUCCACGUCGACAGCCUGUGUAUCAAGUAUGUACGAGCAUCACGCGUGUCAAUCCUGGAAAAAGCGCCAUCCUCCAAGACGAACCAAACGCUGCACGUGUUCAAGCAGGAGCCGAACGAGUUUGUGGCGUACGAAUAUCUGCAAAUGGACAAACGCUACUUCAGUGGCCGCAAGCGGGAAUCGACCGCGGUGUACAUGCCUUCGUCGUCCUCUUCCGCAGCCGAUCUGAGGAUGAUGGGAAGCGGCGGCAGCAUGUCAGUAGCAACCGUAGUAUCCGCCCCGCCUCACGAUCACCGGAACAUUAACUUCACCUAGGGUGAUAUCUACCGGCGGUCGCGUUUGUGUCUCAGGCGCCGUUCCAGACGUAUACCCGGGUGGUGCCACCACCGGUCCACAACGUUUCCUGCAGGCAGGUUCUUCCAGCGCACCCGCUGCCGACCUACCUCCCUUCUCCCGACGCAGUACAGCUAGUUUGGUCCGCUGAGCCCGGCCGGCAACAAGCACUACGUUUGAUUCGGCGUACCAGAAAGUGUACCCGCUGGAGGUCCGCGUCGAUCUGGUCAACCUAUAAUGGAGCUGCACGGCGAUGGCGGUGGCAAGGGAUCCGAAGUGAUGGCCGGGGCCGCCAAGAAUGACGUCGCAAUGGAAUGUCCCGAGGAAUACUAACUUUUUGUUUAUUCAUAAUGGAUAA
This is a messenger RNA of Culex quinquefasciatus (southern house mosquito), 1845 nucleotides long. RefSeq lists its product as uncharacterized. The coding region runs from base 23 to 358 and encodes 111 amino acids. The transcript has 2 exons. The record is from RefSeq and is a predicted model, not a curated record. NCBI's taxonomy places the organism in Eukaryota, Metazoa, Arthropoda, Insecta, Diptera, Culicidae.